GUUUAAUUUAGAGCAAUACGCACCGCCAUUGCGUUCAUUACAACUGUGGUGGAUUUGCGAGACCCAUGCUGAGGAAUGGAGCUAACGUUUCUUCUCCUGACACUUAUCCCCAAAGUCCUGGGGGACCUAUGCAAGGGUCUGCAGUCCGACGUGCUCUCUCACCCACUUUCCUGUAAGAAGUUCAUCAUAUGCGAACAGGAACAACUUUCAGAACACACUUGUCCUGGGGACUUGUACUUUGACGUCAUCAUCAGGAGUUGCAUUCUACAUUCUUUGGCACAUUGCGGUCCAACAUUAUUACCAACAACGUUAACAACACCUUUGCCAUACAUAUCUACUAAAUCUACUAUUCCUAGUCAAACUACUAAAGAUGAAUCUUUACCUCCAAUACCUACGGAGCCGAUACCUUCAACAUCAUGGGAAACUUUACCUCCAAUAAUAUCCGAUAGUCCAAGUACAACAGAACCAAGUUCUUUAUCACCAAUUACAUCACCUAGUUCUUCUCAAACAGUUAGUGAUACCACAGAUCAUAUAACAACAGAAGCAAGCACUUUAAACCCAACAUUCUCAUCUACUACCAAUCAACCAGAAACUCCUACAACUAGUGUAACGUACUCUACAGAUGUUUCCUCAAAUUCUAUGAAAACUGUCUCAGAUAUUGACACGACUAGCAAUGAACCAAUAACGCCGUCCGUUUCUACUUCCUUCAGUACAACUCCUUCAAAUAUCCAAACAGAUACAACGUUAACAUCAUCAAACGAUAUUACAAUGACGUCAUCAACAAACACCGAUGAAAGUUCUAGUUCAAGUGACACUCACACUGGUACACCUGUUUCUCCAUUCAGUACUACAGAGUCCACUAUAACAUUACUACCAAGUACUUCCAGUGGGAUGACUGAUUCGACAAGGUUUUCAACCGAAACUGGUUUACCAAGCUCCACUUCCAAUAUGCCAUCGUCAAGUUCAUCAAUGACAUCGUCAGACAUUGUAACAAGUACUGGAUCUGUGACUUCUGAAUCCACAGAUUUUACAUUACCACCGAUUUCGACAAUAUCUGAUAUGACAAGUACUGAAUCUCAUCAGACAUCUGAAUCGUCAUCCUCUUUGUCACCAAUUUCUACAUCUUCAAAUAUUGUAACAAGUACUGAAUCCGUUGUGACAUCUGAAUCCACUUAUUUCACCUUACCGUCAAUUUCUACAUCUUCUGACAUUGUAACGAAUACUGAAUCCCACGAGACGUCUGAAUCUACUUAUUUCACCUUACCGUCAAUUUCUACAUCUUCUGACAUUGUAACAAAUACUGUAUCUCACGAGACGUCUGAAUCUACUUAUUUCAUCUUACCGUCAAUUUCUACAUCUUCUGACAUUGCAACAAAUACUGAAUCUCACGAGACGUCUGAAUCUACUUAUUUCACCUUACCGUCAAUUUCUACAUCUUCUGAUAUUGCAACAAAUACUGAAUCCCACGAGACGUUUGAAUCUACUUAUUUCACCUUACCGUCAAUUUCUACAUCUUCUGACAUUGCAACAAAUACUGAAUCUCACGAGACGUCUGAAUCUACUUAUUUCACCUUACCGUCAAUUUCUACAUCUUCUGACAUUGUAACAAAUACUGAAUCUCACGAGACGUCUGAAUCUACUUAUUUCACCUUACCGUCAAUUUAUACAUCUUCUGACAUUGCAACAAAUACUGAAUCCCACGAGACGUCUGAAUCUACUUAUUUCACCUUACCGUCAAUUUCUACAUCUUCCGACAUUGCAACAAAUACUGAAUCUCACGAGACGUCUGAAUCUACUUAUUUCACCUUACCGUCAAUUUCUACAUCUNCUGACAUUGUAACGAAUACUGAAUCCCACGAGACGUCUGAAUCUACUUAUUUCACCUUACCGUCAAUUUCUACAUCUUCUGACAUUGCAACAAAUACUGAAUCCCGCGAGACUUCUGAAUCUACUUAUUUCACCUUACCGUCAAUUUCUACAUCAUCGGAUAUUGUAACAAGUACAGAUACCAAAAACACGUCUGAACCUUAUUCAAGUACUUCGUGGUACCCCAGCAGCUACUCAAACCCGACUGUAACAACUACCGAAACAAGUUCAACUUGGGAAAGUCUUCCAACCUUUACAUCUGUUACAGAUAAUACUGCAACUGACAGUAUAAUUAGUACUUCUAUACCUAGUUCUACUCCAUCAGUCUUACCUUCAACAAGAACCUCUGUAACAUACAGUGAUGAAACAAGCCCUUCGUCAAGUACAUGGGAAACUUCACCUUAUUCUCAAUCAACCCAUAUUUAUUCGGAAACAACAUCUUAUCCUACAAUUCACUCAAGUACUUUUAGCCCUGAAACAAGUUCAUACCAAACAACAAUGUCCGAAAAUACAUCUGGUAGUGAAACUUUACCCAAUAGUUCUACAUAUUCUACAAGUAAUGUAUUUAAAACUACAACUUCUGCAACCUCAGAAAGUGAUAUAACUUCCACAACAUAUAAUCCUACAUCAUUUGAACCAAGUUCAGAUACCCCAUUCACUCCUUUCACCUCUACAAAUAUCCCUACAGAAUUUACUUCUGAAACUUCAACAUCCACUAUAUUCCCUACUGAUUCGACUAUAACAGGACCAAGUAAUUUAACUACAUCUUAUCCAUUUUCAUCUACUUCAGAAUCAAUUACCACUGAAACUUUAAUAACAAAUUCAACAACUUAUACAACUGAGACAGAAACUAUUUGGACUACUUCAUCUGAGACAAGCUCUAUUCCACCAAUCACAACAUCGCCUUUUACACCAAUCACAACACAAGAACCGACAGACAUCACAACACCAACCAAUCCAUCAUCGGAAACGACACCAGAAGGAAGUCCAUUACCACCAAUAACUAUCUCAACAUUAGAAACAACUGCAUAUCCUCUUCCCCCUAUUACUACCAGCAAUGUAUCAACUCUUCCCCCACAAACAACAACUAUAGCUCCAUCCACAACCUUCCAACCUUGUCAUCCCUAUAGAUACUACACCAUAGCUAAUCCAGAAAAUACAAGAACCUUUUACUACUGCGUUUAUGGCACAAAAUAUCUGUUCUGGUGUCCAUAUAAUUAUGAAUUCGAUCCUAUAAAACACAUAUGCACACAACCAGAGGACUGUGAAUGUAAACACAAAAACACGAACAAUUAAUAUGUGCAUAU
Molecule: messenger RNA, 3173 nt
Organism: Papilio xuthus (Asian swallowtail)
Lineage: Eukaryota; Metazoa; Arthropoda; Insecta; Lepidoptera; Papilionidae
Product: flocculation protein FLO11-like
Exons: 6
Coding region: 76-3162 (1028 amino acids)
Cellular component (GO): extracellular region
Molecular function (GO): chitin binding
Source: RefSeq, a predicted model, not a curated record